Molecule: messenger RNA, 4656 nt
Organism: Perca flavescens (yellow perch)
Lineage: Eukaryota; Metazoa; Chordata; Actinopteri; Perciformes; Percidae
Gene: tanc1b
Product: tetratricopeptide repeat, ankyrin repeat and coiled-coil containing 1b
Molecular function (GO): protein binding
Source: RefSeq, a predicted model, not a curated record
CUUGAUUCCCUGCCCUCAGUGGAUGUGCCUCCCUAGAUGACCUCAUGCGGGGAGGAGGAGGAGGAGCCCAGCGUCCCGUAGCCUACCUUGGUGGAUCAAGUGGGGAUUGAGUUUGUUUGGAGAUACGCUGGGAGACUGGGAAAACUUUUUUGGUACUUUCAUGUCCAUGCCAUUUAUCAGGGGCCCUACAGAGAGGCCUGCAGGAAUCUCGCCAUGUUCAAAUCAGUGCUGAAGAAGAACAGAGAUGGAGGCAAGGGGAGCAAGAAGGAUUCUGGUGAUGUCCACAGCCACAGUGCCCAAAGAAGAUUCCCACCUGAGGGAAACCCUCAACUCCAGGGGCCUGGCAGUGGUCACCCUAAUGUCCCGGAUGAUGUUUUCAGAUUGAGCCUGGCCAAGGGAGUGUCCAUGUCUCUUCCAUCCUCACCUCUCCUGCCACGACAGUCCUACAUGAUGCCCUUACGCCAGAGCAAGAGGUCACCAGGUCCAAUCAGGAAGCCCAAAUAUGUGGAGAGUCCUCGCAUUCCUUCUGAUGCCAUCGUUUCAGCACUGAGGAAGGUGGCCGAUAACAAGGAUAACAAUGAGCUGCAAGCAGAUAAACAACCAAGCACUUCCUCCCCUGCCACUCAGGAACUGAUGACAAGGCUGGGCUUUUUACUAGGAGAAGGGAUCCCGGGUACGGCGCGCAUACCUAUGGACGACAAGAAUGAAAAGAAGUGCUCUGUAACUAGCCAGGGUAUCAGCCCCUGCUCUACACUGACCAGCAGCACGGCAUCUCCCAGCACUGACAGCCCAUGUUCCACGCUCAACAGCACGACUAGCCACCCCCCUCUCAGCUGCUCCAGCCCCUGCGGGACCAUCACAAGCCCCAGCUCCACACUUGAGAGCAAAGACAGUGGGAUCAUAGCCACCAUCACUAGUUCUUCGGAGAAUGAUGACCGCAGUGGCUCCAGUCUGGAGUGGAGUAAGGAUGGCAGCCUGAGAGGCAGCGGGCGCCAUGGCCUGGCACAGAGUGUGCGGGCUGACACCUGCUCUCCCGUGGCCGAAGAAGACUCCAACAGUGCCACAGCAACGCCAGCCGACACACCAUCCAGGACAGACCAGCUGCAGUCAAACACAUCAGCAGGGGCACCGCAGCCUCCAAGUCACUCACCUGAGGGACCCAUUCCAUACCCAUCGCAGACAUCUUCUGCCCUCAUGAUGCCAAGGCCGAACUCUGUAGCAGCGACCAGUUCCACAAAACUGGAAGACCUGAGCUUUCUUGAUGAACAGCGGAACACCCCCCUGCGGACAUCUAUUCGUCUACCAUGGCAUAAUACAGGAGGAAGGCCACCUCAGGACUCUAAAGCUCGUUUUGCUCCCUACAAACCCGUGGACAUCAUGCUCAAGCCCUUGCUGUUUGAGGUGCCCAGCAUCACUACAGACUCUGUGUUCGUGGGCCGAGAUUGGCUCUUUCAGGAGCUGGAAGAUGUCCUGAAGGCCAUUGAGUCCACAGAGAACCACGGCGUUGUAGUGGUGGGCAGCGUUGGUUAUGGGAAGACAGCCAUUAUCUCCCGGCUAGUAGCACUGAGCUGCCACGGAGGCCGAAUGCGCCAGAUCGCCUCCAACAGUCCCAGUGCCUCCCCAAAAAGUGGUGGGGGACCAAGCACAGAACUUCCUCUCAGCCAGCCACCACAGCCCACUCCACCUGCCAGUGCAACCAACACACUAAGGACCAACAGCUGCCCGGGGACCCCCGAGAUGCAGCGACGUAGGGAAGAGGCUGUCAAACGCUUGGCUGCAAAGGUGGUGGCAUAUCACUACUGCCAGGCGGAUAACACGUACACUUGUCUGGUACCAGAGUUUGUUCAUAGUAUCGCUGCCCUGCUGUGCAGAGCACACCAACUCAGUGCGUACCGGGAGCUGUUGCUGAAAGAGCCCCACCUCCAGAGCAUGCUGAGUCUGCGCUCCUGUGUCCAGGACCCAAUGGCCGCUUUCCGGAGGGGGGUCCUUGAGCCACUAGCCAACCUUCGUAAAGAGCAGAGGAUUCCAGAGGAGGACCACAUCAUCUUGAUAGACGGGCUGAACGAAGCGGAGUUCCAUAAGCCUGACUACGGAGACACCAUUGCCUCCUUCAUCACGAAGAUCAUUGCCAAGUUCCCCUCCUGGCUUAAACUGGUGGUCACUGUCCGGGUCAAUUUACUGGAGAUCACCAGCCUUCUGCCCUUCUCCAAGAUCUCCCUAGAUGACUUUUCUGACAACAUAGAGAUAAGCAACGACCUCAAUGCGUAUAUCCAGUACCGUAUCAAUGGCAGCAAGGAUAUCAUGAACAAUAUUAGCCUGAAUGGCAAGGCCGACCCUAUCACAGUCGGCAAGCUCAGUAGCCACCUGAUCUCCCGCAGCCAGGGUUCCUACCUGUAUCUUAAGUUCACCCUGGAUCUGUUUGAGAGAGGUCACCUGGUGAUCAAGAGUGCCAGCUACAAAGUCGUGCCCGUCUCGCUGGCUGAGCUCUACCAGUUACAGUGCAACAUGAAGUUCAUGACCAAUUCAGCCUUUGAGCGCUCACUGCCCAUCCUCAAUGUGGCGCUUGCCUCACUGCACCCCAUGACUGACGAACAGCUGUUCCAGGCCAUCAACGCCGGCUUCAUCCAAGGGGAGCUGCAAUGGGAGGACUUCCAACAACGCAUGGAGUUGCUCUCAUGCUUCCUCAUCAAACGGCGGGACAAGACGCGCAUGUUUUGCCACCCUUCAUUCAGAGAGUGGCUUGUGUGGAGAGCUGAUGGAGAGAGUACAGACUUCCUCUGUGACCCCAGGACUGGCCAUGCUCUUAUGGCUUUCAUGCUUUCCCGCCAAGAGGGGAAACUGAAUCGUCAACAGACCAUGGAGCUGGGGCACCACAUCCUCAAAGCACACAUCUUCAAGGGCCUCAGUAAGAGAACAGGUGUGUCAUCCAGUGUGCUGCAGGCUUUGUGGAUUAGCUGCAGUGCCGAUGGCCUUUCUGCAGCCUUGGCCUCCCUGAGGAAUCUCUACACACCCAACGUUAAGGUGAGCCGCCUGCUGAUGCUGGGUGGGGCAAACGUGAACUACCGUACAGAGGUCCUGAACAACGCGCCAGUGCUUUGCGUCCAGUGCCACCUCGGUCAUCAGGAAAUUGCCUCCCUGCUGCUCGAGUUCGGGGCCAGUGUAGAUGUGGUGUCUGAAAAUGGCAUGAACCCCCUCUGCUUCUCAGCCGCUGCAGGGCACUUGGGACUAGUCAUGCUGCUCUGUAAGAGGGGGGGCAAGGUUAAUCAUGUAGAUAAGAGUGGUCAGUGUGCACUGGUCCAUGCUGCUCUCCGAGGACACCCAGAGAUUAUCCAGUACCUGCUGGAGCUAGAAUGGAGUGCUGAGGGGCAGCAGCAGGACUGCGCUCUGAAGAACAAAGCUCUUCAGCAGGCUUUAAUAGCAGCCUCCAGCAUGGGACACACACAGGUUGUGAGAGGCUUGCUGGUGUUGAAUAAUGAGCAUGCUGUGCAAGUUGAUAGCCACGACACUCUGUGGGGAGAGACAGCCUUGACGGCAGCAGCAGGCAGGGGGAAGAUGGAGGUAUGCAGCUUCCUGCUGGAGCAGGGGGCAUUGGUGCAGCAGGUCAACCGGCGGGGGGUGUCUCCUCUAUUCUGCGCUGUCAGACAGGGACACUGGCAGAUUGCAGAGCUACUGUUGCAGCACGGUGCUGAUAUUAACAUCAGCGACAAGCAGGGCAGGACCCUACUCAUGGUGGCUGCCUGUGAGGGUCACCUGAGCACUGUAGAGUUUCUGCUUUCUAAAGGUGCAUCUUUGACUUCGAUGGACAAGGAGGGACUGACACCCCUGAGCUGGGCAUGUUUAAAAGGACAUAAGAAUGUAGUGCAGUUUUUGGUGGAGAAAGGUGCGGUCAUCGACCAUACGGACAAAAACGGACGAACUCCACUGGACCUCGCUGCCUUCUAUGGAGAUGCAGAGAUUGUCCAGUAUUUGGUGGAGAGAGGAGCAGUGAUAGAGCGUGACUACAGUGGGAUGAGGCCUCUGGACCGGGCCAUAGGCUGUCGGAACACGUCGGUGGUGGUGACUCUGCUGAAGAAAGGGGCCAAGAACAACAUAACACGCCUCUUUGUACUUCUCUUUCCCUCUACACCCACAGGGAACGCCGCAUGGGCUAUGGCUACUUCCAAGCCGGAUAUCCUGAUCAUCCUCCUUCAGAAGCUGAUGGAGGAGGGAAACUACUUUUACAAGAAAGGGAAGAUGAAGGAGGCAGCCCAGAGGUGCCAGUACGCCCUGAGGAAGUUUCCUAGAGAAGGCUUUGGCGAUGACCUGAAGGCAUUUAAAGACCUGAGGGUCUCUGUCCUUAAUCUCUCCCGCUGUCGCGAGAAAAUGUAGGAUUUUGGGAUGGCUGAGGAGUUUGCAACAAAAGCACUGGAGCUGAAACCCAAAUCCUAUGAGGCCUUCUAUGCCCCAAGAAGAGCUAAAAAGAAGCAGCAGGUAUACUAUUCAGCACAGCUCCACAACAGCUCCUGUGCCAAGCUGUGCCCCAAUAACCGGGAAAUCCGCCUGCUGCUUGCUCGAGUAGAGGACGAGUGUAAACAGAUGCAGCGCAGCCAGAUCAAAGGUGGCCUCGCUGGGGCUGCAGCUGCUUCCAGCCAGGCGCCAGGAGGCCCACCAGUCUGA